Cercopithifilaria johnstoni is the source of this 1851-nucleotide messenger RNA. The record is from the annotation of a GenBank genome assembly. Lineage: Eukaryota; Metazoa; Nematoda; Chromadorea; Rhabditida; Onchocercidae.
AUGCCAAAUAAUGUUCAACGUGUAAUUAAUAGUGGGCAUCAGAAUGUUGCUAGCACAUCUGGUACAACAAAUACACACACCAUCAAUUCCGGAGCAGCGAAUGUGGAUGCGGAAUACGGCAUUUCAUAUGUUAAGGUAGUGGCAGAAUCCGUUGGCAUAGCAGGGCUCCCUGAUGUUUGCGCAUCUCAAAUAGCCGUUCAAACGACAUAUGCGGUGAAGAUGGUAAUUGAACAAGCAAAGAAAUUCACUGUACACGGUCGUCGUAAACGUCUUACAGCUGAGGACAUCGAUUCAGCAUUUACAUUGUGUGGCUAUCCGCCUUUAUUUGGUUUCACCGUGAAAGAAGGAUUACCUUUCCGUUUUGCUGGAUCGUUGGGACGUGACUUGUUUGUUACGGACGAUCGCGAUGUAGAAAUCACACCAAUAGUUAAUGCACCUGCAGCCAAAUUACCUCUUGAAACUAGUAUUAAAUCUCAUUGGUUGGUGAUUGAUGGUGUGCAACCAGCUGUACCGGAGAAUCCAGCUCCUGUAGUAGAGGCAGAAGCACCAGUAAUGGUUGUUACCGAAAAAGCAGCAGUUGAUACGGGUCUGUCGAUAUUAUCAAAGGCACAUUGGGGUCUGCGACAAACUGAACAAGUGCAAAUUAAAACAACAUCUACACACGCUCUUUCCGUGGAGCAGCAGGUAUUCUUUAAAGAAAUCACCGAGGCUAUUAUGGGCAGUGAUGAUACAAGAAGGACGGAAGCAUUGUACAGCCUUCAAACAGAUGCGGGUUUGCAACAAUUACUGCCUAGGUUUUCGGUGGCAAUUGUUGAAGGGGUUCGAUGCAAUAUUGUGCAGCACAAUCUGGCUAUUCUAAUAUAUUUGAUGAGGAUGAUCCAGAGUUUGGCAAAUAAUCCAGCACUGUCAUUGGAACGUUGUCUACAUGAGUUGUUGCCUUCUGUACUAUCGUGCAUAUUGAGUCGGCAGUUAUGUGCUCGCCCAGAAACAGACAAUCAUUGGGCAUUGCGGGAGUUUUCCAGUCGCUUGUUAGCCAAUCUGUGCAGAUCAUACAGCAUCAGCCAUUUACGAUCACGUGUAACUCAAGUGCUUGCUCAAGUUUGGCUUGAUGAAAAUUGUACACUUGCGGCAUUGUACGGAUCACUGUAUGCUCUGAACGAGCUUGGCGUUGACACUGUACAUUCUGUGGUAAUACCCCGAGCUGCUCAGCUGCACAACGAUCUUCGGAGAAUAAUGUCGGACAAACCGAACACGGUUGACAAAUUAGCCGCCGAAAAACUUCAAAAUUUCGUCACCAAAGUAUUGGUACAUUUCGUAAAAACCCAAAAACCAACUGGACUGAAAGAAGUUGCGGACUAUCAGAACAUGUUUGGAGGAUUUGGCGAAACUGUAUACAAAGCAGUAACAAGUGAACAUGCAUCAAUAAUACCUACUAGUGCAUCAGCAAAUAACAACAAUGUACAUUCUGCUAUUCUUCACAGAUCUGGAAGUGAUCGAAGGCCGGCUGCGUCCGCUGUUAGUCAACAACAGCAGCGUUUGAUGAUAGGUACAAAGCAACCUGUGACUUCUUUGUCUAGUUCACCACUUUAUGUGGUCCGUCCACAGAGCUCGCCGGUAUCUGUUCGAAGUUCUACCCAGCAACCGUAUGUUAGCAUCAUUAGUGGUGGACGCUUGCAACAAUCAACUCCAGUACUCAGUCGUCCAGCGCAGCAGAGUACAUAUUAUGUUUCCAGUGGAACAAACUCACCAACGAAUUCCUACGUUGUCCGACCAAGUGGAUAUAAAAAAAUGAUUGUAACAAACCAGCGUGGUACUUCCAGCUCUACGAAUGACAGUUUUAGAAAUUCAUAA